Messenger RNA from Drosophila persimilis, 1573 nucleotides. RefSeq names its product LETM1 domain-containing protein 1. The record is from RefSeq and is a predicted model, not a curated record. Gene Ontology annotation, cellular component: mitochondrial inner membrane. The transcript has 4 exons. Gene Ontology annotation, biological process: intracellular monoatomic cation homeostasis. Lineage: Eukaryota; Metazoa; Arthropoda; Insecta; Diptera; Drosophilidae. Bases 123 to 1463 code for a protein of 446 amino acids. Gene Ontology annotation, molecular function: ribosome binding.
GUGAAAUUUAUAUUGCAUAUACUUCAAAAUAACGUUGUUGCGGGAGAGCUCCUGCAUUGGAGUUGCCGGUUGCGUAAUUGGACGCACUUGUGUGUGCGGUUUGUAGUGGUAGUGCUUGCAGAAUGGCGUUGGCACUGCGUGUGGCGGCGCGAUUUGCCCAAGUUUCGGCUGGGAGUUGGCCCCAAGAUCGGCAGAGACUGUUACAGCUAUACAUUACCAGCACCAAUUCCAGCGAUAACAAACCGAAGUCAUAUUGCACACUGCCACCAGAACGGAAAUAUUCUGGAAAAUCGACUGGAGGAGAAGCACCACCGCCGACGAUUAAGCGAAAUGUAGCCGCCGAAAUAACCAGCGUUGGAAAGGUCAUCUACGAGACGGGCUGGGAUGCAAACAAGCCAAAGGAUCCGCCAAAAGGCCAGCAGUUGGUUAAGACAGCAUCUACCCUACCACCCAGCGACAUGCCUGAUCAUGAGAAGCCCAAGGAGCAGGACGUGCCCAGGUCAAAGCGGGAGCAGAUGCGAGAUAAUAUGCAGGACUACAUAUUCACACGCUACUUCAACUAUGUGAAGAACUAUGACAAGGUUCUCGAAAAGAACUUCCCCAAGGCCAUGCAGCUCUAUCACGUCUUCUUUGAUGGCGUAAAGGACUUUUUCAGCGACAUGAAGCGCUUCUUAAAAAUUUCUCGCAUUGCCAAUGACUCGCCGCAAGGGAUCAGGGCACUGAAUCGCCAGGAACUAGAGCUGUACAUGAUGAUGCCGAGGGACAUGAUGAAGGUUGCACCGGCCCUAAUUGGCUGCUCACUGCCGAUGGUUGGCUAUGCAUUCUUUCCCCUUGUCUUUUGGUAUCCCCGCGUUUUUCUUACUUCGCACUUCUGGACUGCAGAGCAGCGCACCGACUUUCAAAAUUACUAUAUGAAACAAAGACUACAGUACAACAAAGCUGUCUUCCGCUGCCUGCAGGCCAAGCUCAAAUCGCUGUCUGGACACCCCAAACACGCAGAGUUCAGGAACAUAUUGGGCCUGCUGGGAAGUGGUACCCAUCCAACGCCGGAGAUGCUUCUGGAAGUCAAGGAUAUUUUUGUCGAGGGACCCUACUCGCUGCUGGGAAUGUCGCGGAAGCAUGUUAAAAGCCUAGUCAAUAUGCACGGACUGCAAAAUAGCAUCUUUAAGCGUCACCGCCUGCACGAGCACGCUUUCCUUGUGCACUACAUGGACCAGGCCAUAACCCGCGAAGGCGGAGUGCACAAUUUAAGUAUGCAUGCGCUGCGGUACUCCUGCUACUUGCGUGGCCUCAAUCCAGUUAAUCUCAGCGACGAGGAGAUGAUCGAAUGGCUGCGCAACUGGGUCAAGGUCUCGACGUCGAUACAAGGCGAGCAUAUCACACUGUUCCUACAUCUGCCCAUCCUCCUUGGCUACAACCAUCCCAGCAACUGGAAGACGAUCUACUGCAAGGGCAAUGCCUAGGCAUUCAUUCGGUGCUAAUUUAAUUGGUAGACUGUGGCUUUAAGAAUUGGACUGUGGACUGUUAAGACCUUUUUGUUUCUUGAGAGCAAAUAAAAUUGUUGAAAAUCAAA